Molecule: messenger RNA, 201 nt
Organism: Prunus armeniaca (apricot)
Lineage: Eukaryota; Viridiplantae; Streptophyta; Magnoliopsida; Rosales; Rosaceae
Source: the annotation of a GenBank genome assembly
AUGAGUGGAAAUGAGACCGAUUGGCUAGCCUUGCUUGAAAUCAAGGCCAGGAUAACUGCAGACCCUCAUGCUGUAUUGACUUCAUGGAAUGAAACCAUGCACUUUUGCACCUGGCAUAGAGUUACAUGCAGUCGUCGUCACCAGAGAGUCACCAUGUGGAAAUUUGAGUUUCUUGCGCGUGAUUCAUCUGGUGGGCAAUAG